CGAAUGCAAAGAAGUUUUACCUUUUUCCUACUUCGUAUGAAACAAUUUGGAUUCCUUUAUGAGAAUAUCUACACGUAUUAUAUCAUUCCUACUUGUUAAUUAACAACCUUAGACCUUUUUUUCUUUUUUUUUCUUUAAAUUCAUUCUCACCGUUAUCUGCCUGAUACUCACCCAGAUACUUGGGUCAGCUUAUUCCAGCUACCCUCUAUAUACGCCCUCUACAUCAUACCAAAAAUAAGAUCUGGCCCUACCUAUCGACCCAGGGAAAAACAGAAGGAAGGAAUAAGAAAGGGGGGGCCAAAAAAAUGGCACUAUCGAAGCGAACGAACUUCACAACGAUCUCGCCGCUGCCGGCGGGCGUGACACGGGAGGCCGUCAUAAGCUUCCUGCACAGCCACGUGGAGAUGAUCGACCUGAAUCCGCUGGUGAUCGAGCGGCACCCGAUCCCUCCGCCGGCCCAUGCGCCGGCCGAGGAGCAGCGGUGCGUGUGGUGGAGCCUGACGGACAAGAUAUCGUACCUGCCCGGCGGCGUCGCUACCGGCGACAUCACCUACACCGCCGCCUUCCACGAUCUCCCCACCGGCAUCCAGACCCACGUGUACGCUCCCAUGGGCACUGAGAUCCGCGAGCGUUGGAGCCUCAACGGCACCCUGCCCGGCGAGCCGCUCGAGCCGGUGGAGCUUGGCAUUGGGGCGCCGAGGCAGGGGCUUUACUUGCGCGAGGACGUCGAGCUAAGAUGCAACUUCAUGAUGUCCUCCUUCGUCAAGAAGACGCUGAAGAAAGCCCACGGGACCCUCGUGGCCAGGCUGCUGGAGAAGUCGCAGGUGACGAGCCGUGCCACCCCGGCGGCGGUGCAGGCCGCUGUGGCAACGCACCAUACCGGGUCCAGCGUGGGAAGCUACUCCUCUGCCACUAGUAACCGUGCCACCCCCACGUCAUCAUCAGGAGCAAGAGCAGGGUCGAUCCCCACGCACUCCGUACAGCAACGUCCGGGGUCGAGCCCGUAUGCUAGCCGGGAGACCGAGCCAUUCCAGGCGCACCCGUACGGUCAUAGGUCGGCAUUGAGCGCUGGUCAUCAUAACCAUAACCCCUUUCCCGAACCGCUACGUAUCAACCGGAUGCCAUCUCCGGGUAGUGCGGGAUAUGGGCAGUCCCAAGGAAGAGGAGGGGGAGGAGUCCCGCCCAGGAAGAAUGGGGAUUGGAAUGAUGCGCGAGCACAGGGCCAACAUCCGUCCAGGGCGGGGUUUGCGGCGGAGCUGGAGUGAUGGGUGAGGUCUUCUGCUGCUAGUGUUGCUAGCAGAUGAGCGAGCGAGCGAGCAAGUCAGUCUCUAAUUGGGGGAUAGGUUUAAGGGGAGUUUGUUUAGCAUUAUGGGCGUCUGACGGCGGUUCCUGGGAAGCAAGGUACAACAAGAUUGCCUGGGUAUCGGUACCUAUCUCAGCAUUAUACUCACGUAUCUACAGGAAUAGGAGUGUUGGCGGGAGCGAACAAGAUAUGGCUAAGGUUGUGCGUAGGUAGUUACUAGGUAUACCCCGAUAUUUUCUGGUUGUCGAAUCAAAUGUUACUAUCCACUAUGGUCGUUUGUUUGAUUGUUUUGCAUUCCAAAGGUUGUGACAGCAGAAAGCUACCUAGUAAGCUAUUAGAGAACGUACC
Messenger RNA from Hypoxylon fragiforme, 1651 nucleotides. RefSeq lists its product as uncharacterized. The record is from RefSeq and is a predicted model, not a curated record. Bases 306 to 1265 code for a protein of 319 amino acids. NCBI's taxonomy places the organism in Eukaryota, Fungi, Ascomycota, Sordariomycetes, Xylariales, Hypoxylaceae. The transcript has 3 exons.